AUUUUUUUGUUACAAACCUCAACGUAACAUUAUUAUGUUCUGUUAUGGAUACAUAUUUUCUAUAUUUAUACUAAAUUUUUAGACUUAUUGUCAUGUGACGAGAAAAAAAAAACUUUUUUUUUCCACUUGGCUGUGUAACAAACAAACGUGACGCGUAUGCGGAACCGUUCGCUCUUCCCCCGCGGACUUAUUAGUUUGCUGCACAUGAUUGUGUGUCACGGCCAAAUGUUUCCUGAAAACACAGGCAAGCCUCUCGUCUUGUAGACGCUAAACUCUUAUCUCCAAAACUCGUCGAUAUUUAUGUUGUUUUGACGAUGGACGAGAACGACGAUGUCUUUUAUCGGGAGCUCCCAAAAGUGGAGCUGCACGCUCAUCUCAACGGCUCGGUGAGCUUCCAAACCAUGGAGAAGCUCAUUAAGCGAAAGCCACAUCUUAACAUUGAACACCACAUGACGGCCAUCGAGAAAGGCCAGCAGAGAACGUUGAAUGAGUGCUUUCAGGUGUUCAAGGUCAUUCAUCAGUUGGUGGACACUGAGGAGGACAUCCUGAUGGUGGCUACAGAUGUCAUCAAGGAGUUUGCUGCCGACGGUGUCAAAUAUUUAGAACUUAGGAGUACACCGAGAGAGGAGACGAAAACAGGGUUGACCAAAAAGAGUUACGUGGACACCAUCAUAAAAGCCAUCCAGCAGUGUAAAGAGGAGGAGGUGGACAUUGAUGUCAGGUUCCUCGUUGCCAUUGAUCGCAGGAAUGGGACUGAGGUUGCCAUGGAAACGGUGAAACUGGCCGAAGAGUACAUGCUGUCUGCUGAUGGGCUGGUGGUUGGACUUGAUCUCAGUGGGGAUCCGAGGGUGGGUCAUGGUAAGGACAUGCUUCCCGCCUUACAGCGAGCCAGGAACAGCGGACUGAAGUUGUCACUGCACCUCUCCGAAGUGCCGUCUCAGUUGGAGGAAUCGGAGCUGCUGCUCAAUCUGCCGCCGGACCGCAUCGGGCACGGCACCUUCCUGCACCCUGACGUCGGCGGAUCGCAGAGCCUCGUUGACAAAGUGGUGAAGAAUAACAUCCCUUUGGAGCUUUGCUUGACAUCAAACGUCAAAGGACAAACUGUCCCGUGUUACUCCAAGCACCACUUCAAGUAUUGGUACCAGUUGGGCCACCCAAGCGUCAUUUGUGUAAGUUUCCAACUCUUUGAAACAGUCGAAAUGACUCGGGCUCCUGCCUGGUCUUUCUCUUGCCUUUUUGACCUGUAACGGUCACGACCUUGA
Molecule: messenger RNA, 1262 nt
Organism: Hippocampus comes (tiger tail seahorse)
Lineage: Eukaryota; Metazoa; Chordata; Actinopteri; Syngnathiformes; Syngnathidae
Gene: mapda
Product: N6-Methyl-AMP deaminase
Exons: 9
Coding region: 315-1247 (310 amino acids)
Biological process (GO): inosine biosynthetic process; adenosine catabolic process
Molecular function (GO): adenosine deaminase activity
Source: RefSeq, a predicted model, not a curated record